CAAAGCUCUUAAUAAGCACUAAUGGAAUGACUAGUUUUAUUCUUCUACAUAAAAAUUGUAUUAAUAUCUCCUGCAUUGCCUGUAGCAGUAUCUACAUCAAUGAAUUAUGUUGCCUUUUUAAUCGUGUUUGCUGCAGAGUUGAGUCUAUUAGCCAAUACUUUAAUGUGUUUGUUUUUGUCUCUUAUUAUAACAAUUGUGACAUUAAUGAAACUAUCAAUAGUCGGUCACGUUAUCUCGUGGAGUCUAUCGGCCUCGGCAGUAUUGUACAUUACUUCAGUCCUCACGCGCGUACCGUCAUGAUAUUCACGGUGAUACUCGUAGUUACUUUUCUACUAACCUGCGCGGGAGUUUCUCAAGAUCCUGUGGAAGGACCGGCUGGUGUCGCUAACAUACCCAACGAGGAGAUCUUCGGAGACCUUGGCCAACCCCUCAGAAUCCGAUGUCUUGUGUACGGUUACCCAACACCGACUAUCUACUGGUACCGGGGUCUGAACGGGCCUAUGGUGCCCUACAGCAGCUCACUGUAUGAAGCUAGAGACAACGUCUUACUAAUCAGGAAACUGAACGAAGAGACUAUCGGAGAGUAUGCUUGUCACGCAUAUAACGGAAUAGGCUCGUCGGCGAUAUGGCCUUUUGUGGUUCAAGCGAGCCGACCCGACGGAUCUGUGGAGAUACCUAAACAUGUAACCCAACUUGAAGUCCCGGUUACGACCCCACAGAUACAAACCCAGGCAUCUACCACACCAGCACCAGAAAACCAGGUUCCACUCUACGCCGUGCCCGUGACAACCCGUAUCAACGCAGAGCGAACUCAAGUGGUGGCCGGCUCGGAGAUCAGAUUAGCAUGUGACGUAGAUGGCUACCCUGAGCCGCGUGUGCAAUGGACCAAAGACAGGAUGCAGCUCACAGCCACAGACAGGAUACAAAUCACAGAGACACGUUUGACAAUAUUCCGGGCACAGUCGAAUGACAGCGGCGAGUACAGCUGCGAGGCGGCAAACGAAUACACGUCACAUUCAUCUGUCAUCAACGUCGCUGUCAAAGGUAUCUACAUACCACCAACGUGUGUGGAUAGCCCGUACUUCGCGGAUUGUCACCUCAUCAUCCGCAGCAAUUUCUGUCGUCACAAAUAUUAUUCUAAAUUCUGCUGCAAGUCCUGCGUGGAAGCCGGACAGCUGGAAGCUGAAGAAGCGGAGCUGAUGCAGGCCGAUAUGUCAUUUAGAAGGAAGAAGUAACGAGAAAAUAACGGCUUAUUAGGGAGUUCUAACGCCAGUUAAUGUAUUAUAGAUAAAAUUUGAUAUCGAAAUUUACUUAAAUUAAAAAAAUAGAAAUAAAUUUCGUGAAAUAUGAAUUUUAAUACCGUUAUAAGCAUAAUAAUAUAUAUUAGGUUUAGAUUUUACUGUCAAAUAAAUUUGCAUGAAAACAAAUUUUAUUAUUUUAAGUAGGUAAUGAUAUUUUAAUAAAUUUAAAGAUUUUGAAAUAUCCAGAAUGUAAAAUGAAACAAAAGUGCCUUAAUAAUCUAAAAAGUGUGUACAAAUUAAUUAUUAUAAGAAAUUUGUAACAUAACAUAAAUGUAAUACAAACUCUUACGGUGUUAUUACAAACAAAAAUUUAAACAUGGCUUAGACACGUGUUUUGUUAAACACAUAAAGACACGGAUUCGUAAUAGGGCUUUUUAAAACGCUUUAUAUUAGCUUCACCUGUAUGUUUGUAUGUUUGUAACCGACUUCUUUGAGCGCGAUUUUGACUCACUUUAAACGGCUAGAUUCAAACUUUGUAGAUUUAUCAAGCACCGAUGACAUUACACUAAUUUGAUAAAAUUAUACUAAAAAAUGAAAAACAAAUAAUAGUUAAAAAAAACUAAAAAGCACGCUUUAUAUAAAAUUCAACUAAAAAAUAGAAAAUAAAUUUAAAUUGAAAAUAGUGUAAAAAACUAUAUAUGAAGUGUAGAAGAAUUAUUAUAUUAAUAAUAUCUUAAAAAGCACCCCACGCUUUUUUUACAAUAAAAUAUAUUUUUUUACACUAUUUUCAAUUUAAAUUUGUUUUCUAUUUUUUAGUUGAAUUUAAUAUAAAGUGUGCUUUUUAGUUUUUUUUAACUAUUAUUUAUUAAUACAAGUGUUUUGUAAUAACACCGUUAAUAUUUAUACAAGAUAGUAUUUAAAUUUUAUAUAUAGAAUAUUUACUAUACUAUUGUGAUCUCUCAUACUCACUCGCAAUAAGUUUACAAGAAUCUCUUUUUAUAUAAUCAAAUCUCAACUUUUUCUAUUCUAAGAUUAAACGAAAUAUUAUACGAAAGAUAGUAAAAAUAUUAAGUUAAUUAAGUUUUCGAGAUACUUCACUAACGCCCUAUUCCUGAAACAACUUCAUUCCAGUUUUUAUAAUUAAUAACAACUUCCAAUGAAUGCAUUUAUAAACACAAUAAUUAUCUGAGCGAUCCAAAUAAAUAUAUAAAAGAGAAAUGAACUUAUCACUAACGUGCUAUUUUCUAAAUAAUUAAAUCGACUGUCACCAAACUGGAAUGGAAUCACUGGCCAGUAGUGAUUUUAUGGGUGGCCUAAAAAUUUUAUCAAAAUCGCUGAGUAUAUAUCUUAUAUUUAUAUUUGACUGUUCUAAUUGCACGCCUCGGCGAGUUUGUGGUUUAUAACCGCCCUGUCGAGCUCACACGAUUUCCACACUUUAAAUUGCAUAUUUUUUUCUAUUACUCUUACACAUUAUAAAAAGCACAUCAAUAUAAAGCUGAGACACAAAUGAAUAAUCCUGAUACUUUUUUUAAGUUGUCGAAUACGUACAUUAAAAAAAAAAUAUCGUGAAAGUCCAGUAGUGUGUGGUUCAAAAAAACGGCGUGGUACGGAUAUCUCGAAAAGACUUAUACUAUUUUCACUAUUUUCACAAUUAAGCAGAGAAGGUUCCUUUCGAAAAUCAUUACUGUAAGCCUUCUCGUUUUUUUUUAAACGCAGAUGAUUAAAUUUUAUUCGAAAUUUAACUUAAAAAAAAUAAAGCAUGAGCGUUCGAGGCGUGCACUUUUAGAUUUUCCAAUUUUUUAUUUUAUAUAUGUUUAUAGUACGCUUUAUAAGUUUCUUGUGAUCCCUCUGAUGUUAUAAGAGUAAAGAUCGCGGUGGUAACAUACCAAUUACUCUCCAGUGACCCGUAUGCUCUCUUCUUCCAUAAAAAAAAUAUAUUAUAUCUUAGUAUGGGUACUGUAACAAAUCAAUUCCGGGGAAAAUAACGCACCAGCUACAUAAACAGAUACCACUAACAAAACAACGAAAACUAAUCUCAGAUAGAAACAAUACCUAUUUAAAUAUAUCGUGUCCAAGAAUAUGUAAAUAAAAAUGUGAAAUAGCUCUUCACACAACUAAUAA
Messenger RNA from Leptidea sinapis, 3362 nucleotides. RefSeq names its product papilin-like. NCBI's taxonomy places the organism in Eukaryota, Metazoa, Arthropoda, Insecta, Lepidoptera, Pieridae. Gene Ontology annotation, biological process: homophilic cell-cell adhesion. The coding region runs from base 27 to 1235 and encodes 402 amino acids. Gene Ontology annotation, cellular component: plasma membrane. The transcript is spliced from 6 exons. The record is from RefSeq and is a predicted model, not a curated record.